Molecule: messenger RNA, 1028 nt
Organism: Syngnathoides biaculeatus (alligator pipefish)
Lineage: Eukaryota; Metazoa; Chordata; Actinopteri; Syngnathiformes; Syngnathidae
Product: alpha-2-HS-glycoprotein-like
Exons: 7
Coding region: 52-960 (302 amino acids)
Biological process (GO): negative regulation of endopeptidase activity
Cellular component (GO): extracellular matrix; extracellular region; blood microparticle
Molecular function (GO): cysteine-type endopeptidase inhibitor activity
Source: RefSeq, a predicted model, not a curated record
GUGUGCGCCUUGUCAGCUGUGUACUGGUUCCAGUCCUUCUUUCUUAUCACGAUGACUCACCUAGUAGUGGUUCUGCUCUGGUGUGCUGCAGCACUUCCUGGCCUCCUUGCAGUUGCAUCUUUGCCGGCAGUCACUUGUGCCAAGGAAAGCGUGGCGGCGGCUGCAAGCCUCGGUGUCCAACAUAUCAACGGAAACCACAAGCAUGGAUUCAGGUUCAAGCUGCAGGAGGUCCAGAGCAGCAAAUAUCAACAGAUAUCAGGAGGUUGCCACAUAGAUGUGAAUGUGAAGCUGGUGCAGACCAAAUGUCACUUCACCAACCCCAAACCUGAUGACCAGUGUGAGCUGUGGCGAAUGGAUGAACGGGGUGCCGUUGCCACCUGCAGCAUUGAAUUUUGGGUGAUGUGGGGAGUGGCCAAAGUCACCAGACACCAAUGCACCACCAGACCAGAACUUACCAACGAGGAGCUGGUGACAGUUUGUCCCUAUUGCCCGAGUUUGUUGCCUCUGGAUGACCCGACAGCCGUGAAGGCUGUUAAUGAUGCUGUGGUCAAGUUCAACCGGGAGAGCAAACAGGAGAAAUACUUCACCCUGAUGGAAGUUUCUCAUGUGACAAUGGGGUCUGUUGCAACAAUCGGCACGAUUACCUCACUCAAGUUUGCCCUGGUUGAGACCACGUGUCCCAGAGAAGCCAGGAACACUUUUGUGGCCUGCACACCUCUCUGUCCAGAUAGAGCUCAUCACUCCUUUUGUCAAACCACCUAUUACAACUUGUACAGACAAGUGGGAGAACUUGAGUGUGAAUUAUAUCUUCCAAAAAAUCCAGGCCCCCACCCGACUGAUGUGCCAGAACCUGUGUGCAGGCCGUUGUUCCACCAAAGUCCAGAAGCUUGUCUUUGCAAAGAGCGGCUGAAGAAUCCCACUCAUUCUAUCCACCACAUUUGUCCAUUCCCACUUAAGUGAAGUCAUUGCUUGUCAACUCUCUAUUUGUAAUAAAAGCAAAGUACUUUGCCGCCAUUCAUUUGAUCAUA